AAGAAAAAAAAGCCCGAUAUCGAUAUAGCCCAGGAGGAUAAGCAGAGCCCCUGCCCCACGACGGUUCCGUUUUGUUCAUAAUCCGCUCCCGACGAGUUGGAAUCUUGGGAGCGAAGGAACGAGGAGUACGAACCAGAGGACAACAAUUUGCAAAUAAUAUCGAGACAUUGACCCAGCCAUGAGUAUAUAAAUCAGCCACAGCGUGUAGAGUUAAACACGAAUACAGUCUCUACCAAGGGAUUCAUCGUUAAGGGAUUGGGCGACCGGUGGCUUGGACUCAAAUGGGUUCGUUGAUCUCCGUUUGAGUUGAUGAAUUCCUUUUGUGGAGCCGAAUUUAAUGCGAAAUUGAUCUCCUCUGAUCAUAUUUGCUUCUUAUUUGAUUUUACUUCUGGAUUUCCUACUCGAAACACUUACCCGGUGAUCCAGUCUUGAUUUUGUCAAAGAUGAUGCUGCAAUUUCCAGACCCAGCUAAGCUUAAGACCAAGAUGUGUGUGUUUGAGGAAAAAUUCAUUGCCCGAGAUUCUGGUACACUUGAACAAAUGAAGGAGAUGACUUCUAGGCGUAGAGUUAUUGAGGAGUCCAUUAAUGAAACUAGCUCCAUCACAGAGGCUAUUGCAAGAGAAAUGUCUGGGGGGUUGUCAUCUCAUUCUCAACAGGUCAUUCACAAACUAGAGCAGUACCUACCCUUGUUGGAAAAUUUUAUUUCCCAUGUUGAUCAGGUCGAUAGUAAAUUCAAGAUUAUUCGAUGGACUUCAGACCUAAAGAUACGAUGGUCGAGUAGUCUGAGUGCAUCUUCAUUCUUUCACCGUGGUCCAAAAUUUUACCAAAUAGAUAACAUGAGGUUUGAGGUAGGGAUGACCCUUUUCCUAUAUGGCGCUGUUCUGAGGCAGAGGGCAUUAGAAGUCAUGUCACAAGAUCUAGUGCAAUCUACAAAAAAUCUUAGGGAAGCUGCUGGGGUUUAUCAAUAUCUAGCUAAGGAGAUUUUUCCAUCCAUCCAACACAGUUUGCCAUCUGAAAGGCCACCAGAAGUUAAUCCAUCUACUUCAAUUGCCAUGAGUCUUGUUUGUCUAGCUGAGGCUCAGGCUGUCACGACGAGGAGGGCCGAAGAAAAGGGAACAACUGCAGGUCUGUUGUCAAAGCUACACUAUGGUAUUGUUGACUUACUCAAUGAAGCAGCUAAUCAUAUACGCAUAAUUGCUGGUGAAUGUAAAGAUAUGUCUUCGAGCUUUCUGGAAUUUGUAUCAGCCUGCAGAGCUCUACAUGAGUUGAAAAGCCAGAAGAACCUUGCAGAAGAUCUGAAGACUAAUGGCCGAGUUGGAGAUGCUAUUGGAGUUCUUAGACGUGGAUUAACUGAUGCGAAAAAGGAAAUACCAAAAGAUAAUUCAUGGAAACUUGUUUUUGGAAGAGAGACCGAUGUCGUGGCUGAAACGCUCAGGAAGUUCGAACACGAGAAUGAAAUUGUAUGGCAUGUGAAAAUUCCUUCGACAUAUGAGUUACCAACACCUAAAGGUAGCCAAAUCGUUCAUUCCAUACCUUAUCGUCCAAGAAAAUGGGAGAGAGAACUUGCAUUUAAGAUAUGAAUUGAAACUCGAGGUAUCUCUUUGCCCCCAACCCCAUUUUAUCAGAGCAUAAGGAAUCUGAUGCUCGUUUCAGUUCCUUCUUUUAAAUUAUCUUCUUAACUGGUUGGUUAUGGUGCUGCUGGUUAGAGUGACAUUUUGGUGACAAUGUGAAGCAUUUGUAUAGGAUGGUCAUGAGAUGUGUAAAGUUUGCUUGAACAUAAGAUUGAUUUUACUAUGUCUCUAGAUGCAUUUUCGUUCAUAAACUCAUGUAAUUUGUGCAGGAGAGAAGAUAAGAUUAACUUAUUGAUCGA
Messenger RNA from Momordica charantia (bitter melon), 1870 nucleotides. Its product is annotated as Endosomal targeting BRO1-like domain-containing protein. Lineage: Eukaryota; Viridiplantae; Streptophyta; Magnoliopsida; Cucurbitales; Cucurbitaceae. The record is from RefSeq and is a predicted model, not a curated record.